ACAUCAGAACAGAACAACACACACACACCUGCCCUUCUAAAGCGGAGAGCCUCUGAGCAGCCAACUUCAAACCCGACUGAAUAAGGAAUAAUCAUUAUGGGAAAGUACGUGGUGACCUGCAUGAUAGCGAUUCUCUUUAUUCUGUUGCAGACUGAUGUCAUUGUCUCCGUUUCCAGUAGAGGAAGCAGCAGACCAAGUGGUAGCAGUAGUUCAGGGAGCCACCGUAAGCCUAGCAGACCUGUUUAUAAGCCUAGCAGACCUGUUCAUCAGCCUAGCAGACCUGUUCAUCAGCCUAGCAGACCUGUAAAACCACCUAGCAGACCUGUAAAACCACCUAGCAGACCUGUAAAUCCACCUAGCAGACCUGUACAUCACCCUAUCAAACCUGUAGAGAAACCUAUCAAACCUGUACAUAUACCAGACAAACCUGUACACAAUGAACCUAUCCACCCCCCGAACAGACCUGGUCAACCUGCACAAAAUCCUGCCUACCCCCCACAUAAUCCUGUGAACCCCCCACAGAAUCCUGCCAACCCCCCACCGUAUAAUCCUGCCUAUCCACAGAAUCCUGCCAACCCCCCACCAUAUAAUCCUGCCUAUCCACAGAAUCCUGCCUACCCCCCACAUAAUCCCGUGAACCCCCCACAUAAUCCUGCUUACCCCCCGCAUAAUCCUGCCAACCCCCCACCGUAUAAUCCUGCAAAUCCCCCACAUAAUCCUGCCUAUCCUCCUCAUAAUCCUGCCAACCCCCCACCGUAUCAUCCUGCCAACCCCCCACCGUAUCAUCCUGCCAACCCCCCACCGUAUCAUCCUGCCAACCCCCCACCAUAUCAUCCUGCCAACCCCCCACCGUAUCAUCCUGCCAACCCCCCACCGUAUCAUCCUGCCAACCCCCCACCAUAUCAUCCUGCCAACCCCCCACAUAAUCCUGCCUACCCACAGAACCCUGGCUAUCCCCAGCGCAAUCCCAGUUACCCACAAAACCCUGGCUGGAGUCAAUAUGACACUAAGCCUUGGAAGCCAAAACCCCCCAAGCCCAACAUGAAGCACAUGGCAGGAGCAGCUGUCGCAGGGGCUGCAGUGGGCGCUGCUGGUGGCUUCCUCUUAGGCCGGGCUAUGUCUAAUAUGCAUUUUCGUUUCAACAACCCCAACGAGGAACGGUGGUGGCAUGAAAACCGCAACCGUUAUUCCGAUCAAGUUUACUACCCAACGUAUGAGCAGCCCGUUCCGGAGGACGUCUUUGUGAGAGACUGCUGGAAUAUCACCGUGAGAGAGUUCAUCGAGCCCAGUGAGAACCAAACGGCAGACGAGAUGGAAGAACGGGUCGUGAAGCGAGUGGUCCGCGAGAUGUGCAUUGAGCAGUAUCGUAGCUUCUCGAGCCACGCAGGCGGGGGCAGCGUUGGCCAUCACGAUAGUAAUCCGAUGCAGCCAAAGGCAAGCCAGCCCGGGAUGAAGCCUGCGCUUGGAGAAGCCGGCACAGACAUCGCAGUGGCGUACGGUGGUGGCUACCUCUUAGGCAGCCCUUUGUCGAAGAUGCAUUUUCCAUUUAACGACAGCGAGGAGGAACACUGGUGGAAGGAAAACCGUGACCGUUUCACCCACCACGUUUACAGCCCAAACAACAGCCGCUCCCUUUCGAAGGAUGAGUUUGUGAGCGACUGUGUGAACGUCACGGCGCAAGACUACAUCAAGCCCAGCGGGAACCAAACAGCAGAUGAAAUGGAAACCAGGAUCGGGACACGUGUGAUACAUAAAGUGUGCACCGAGCUGUACCACAGCUACUUUAGCCUUGCAGAUGGAGGCAGCUUUGCCCAUUCUAAUCAUAAGCCGGCGGGGCCUACUGAACCAGCCAAGCUUGGGAUCAAGCCUGUGGCAGGAGCAGCUUUCAGGGGCACUGUGGCAGGAGCCAACGGAGGCUACCAGAGCAACAGUGCUGUGUCCAAUAUGCAUGUUUACUUUAAUGUGGUUAAUGCUCUACGUCUCUCCAGCCCUUCUAUGCUUAUGUUCCUCAUGUUGUUCACAUGUUUCCUGAUACCCUGAAGUUGUAGUCCUUAAGCCUCCAUUUUGUUGUCGAUCUAGCAAACGUCCAGAAGGAAUGAGAUCUAUGUCAAGCAACAGAAUUGUGGAGAAUACAUCCUUGCUUCCGCACCUCUCUCUCCCUCUCUCUUUGGUGGAGUGUCUUUAAGAGCUGUUACAUGUGCUAAGUGUGCAUGGACUCAGACUGCCGUGCACACAUACUCCUUUAGAACUACCUUUCCAACUGCCUGCUGUUUCAGAAUCAUAGGGAAAGCUGCCGCCUUCGUAGCGACGGGAGCAAACCCAUGUGAAUCAAAACAAUGUCCGUAUUCAUAGCUCGUCAAGCCUAAUUUAACAGAACAUAAGCAUGAAAACAUAAUGGAAACACUGGAAAACAUAUCCUUUGCCAGCCAAUUCCCAUUGCAUAGACUCUUGGGCAGAACCUGAUAAGCUUUAAGAGCACAUUUUAUCAGGCGAUAUGUCAUUUUGCACGAUUCAAGAAGCUGGUUUUGAGAGGAAGGAAGGAUUUCGCAUUCUUGCCUUGCUUUGCUGAGAUUGACUUCCAGUGUUGUGUAAUGUUCAGGGAUGGGGUGGGGAAAAGGAAACACAAGUGUCUACACUUCCUGGUGUCUACAGUGCAGCACGAAGUGAGAUUUUCACACCCGCCUCUUCAAUGAGUUGGGCAAGCUUGGCCCGUGUUCGGCGCCUAUGCAUCUCACUGCGAUGGGGAAGGAGAGAUGUGAACGUUCUGUUGUGGGCAUUACUAAGAAGUGUGGCGUAUUUUUUGGGUUACUGUUGUAAGGUGCCUUGUAAGCUGGUUUACUGCAAGCAAAAGAGAAAAAGUAGCAAAAGCUGGAUAUUUAAACAAACAAAUGGAAGUUCAAGUUCCCCUCACAUUACACCAUGUGUGGAGCCUCAUAGGUGUUCCUAGUCUGAUAAAAUUCAAGGGGCGGAGUCCCAUUAGUCUAACGCAACUAGGGUGAAAGUUAUUAGAAACGGGUGCGGAGAGACACCUGUCCACAACAGGGGUUGCUGCACUCCUGCUUUAGUGCCUUCACAAAUGUGGCUGCCAAGCAGACAGGUGGGGAAUAUUAUAGGUUGUGCAUCUGUGCCAUGAGGCCCACGGGGAUAGGAUGCAUGAAAACAGCCCACAUCAAAGCCAUAAAAACCCUUACCUGAAUGUGCCCCCCAAACUGCAUGAUCCAUUUUCAUAGGCUUUGGCCAAUCAAUACUAAACCUAAGCCAUAUCACCCCAAAAGAAAGAUGGGCAGAUUGAGAGCACAGGUAACCAACAGGAGGUGGUUGUAAAGGGUCAACCAAUGAAUGAUAACGUUCUCCAGCAGCAUCAGUAGACCUCCUCCUCUUCUUUUUCCUCCUCUUCCUCCUCCUGCUGCUGCUCCUCCUAGACUGAGACAUGUUUUGCAUGAAUAAAGACCAAAUCGUGGUUGGAUCUCCCACUUUUUUUAAAAGUCAAUAGUAGACUUUUAGUGGGUGGAAGGGUGGGUAGAUGGAUUACCUCUAAUCUGUGGUACUAGAGGAGAGGGUUAAUAAUUCUCCCUAUGCCAUUUCCCCAAUCUAACCUCCCCUCACCCAGAUGCUACUUGCUCCACAAGGGAAAGUCCUCUCCACCCUCACACCAAUCUAAUAGCAACAUUGGUGGUGGAUGGAUUUGCAGUAAGGGAAAUUGCAUGGUAGGAAGGGAUUGAUCUCUCCAUCCCAUAAUGCCACCUUCCUCAUUUUCAAACAUUCAUAAAGAGUAACUAAUAUCUAGCUAUUGAUCCAUCUAUCAUCUCUCUCUCUCUCUCUCUCUUCUAUUUGGCCAUCCAUCCAUCAAAACCUCUAUAUGAUCCUGAUCCUGGAUUUCCACUAUCGUGUUUGGUUUGACCCUGAGACACUCAGGCUGCAAACCUAUAGACAUUUAAAUGGGAGAUACUUAAGUCCCAUUGGACUCAAUUGGACUUACGUCUGUGUUGUUGACCUGCAUAGGACUAAGCUGGCAGAAAUCUAUGCAUGCUUUCUUGGAAGUUGGUUCAAGUAUGUUCAUUGGGACUUACUCCCAUAUAUGGGGGCAUAGCAUUGGACUCAAUGGUCUGAGUAGACAUUCAUAGGAUUGCUCUGUCAGGCUGAAAUCAUAUGCAUGUUUACUUAGGGAACUAGAAACAAACAUCAAAUCCCUGUUAUGUGAGGCAAGUGACAAACCAGGAGACCAGUUUCAGUUGGAAUGGGAAUUCCAACUUGUUUCCUCAUUAGUUUCUGGUUAAUUAACCUGCUCUCCUGGUGGAAGAAGCCAUGUAAGGGUGAUCAAGCUGUGUGCCUGAGCACUUUGCUCAUGAACAAAAAAACCCCAAGAAUUCUGGCUUAUUGUUAAGUCUGAACUCCACCAAUGUGUUCAAGUGGAACACGACUCCAGAGGUUUGGUUAUAAGAUUGUGAUGAUGAUGCUGUCCAGAGAACCAUGGCAGGAUUUGUUAUUGCAUAUUUGUUAUGUCUGUUUGAUGCACUUAACCUCCUUUAACUUUCUGCAAAAGCCCAAAAUAAAGCCAUGGCUUGUUUAACAUCC
Molecule: messenger RNA, 4575 nt
Organism: Elgaria multicarinata webbii
Lineage: Eukaryota; Metazoa; Chordata; Lepidosauria; Squamata; Anguidae
Product: BRD4-interacting chromatin-remodeling complex-associated protein-like
Exons: 2
Coding region: 97-2040 (647 amino acids)
Biological process (GO): protein homooligomerization
Cellular component (GO): membrane
Source: RefSeq, a predicted model, not a curated record